AUGAUAAUUAAACAUUAAUCUCCUCCUAAUUAACACCAAAAAUGGGGGAUCAUCUCCUUCUCAUGCUCUCCUCUCUCCUCCUCCUCUCCUCCGUCGCCUUCUCCACGGCCUCCUCCUCCUCCUCCUCCUCCUUCCCUCCGGUGGUCGACGUCGAUGGCCACGUGCUCAUGACGGGCAAACCCUACUACGCACUCUCCGGCCUCCUCCGGCACCCCCUCGGCCUGUGCUUGCCAGACGACGUCGGGCAGAACGACGUCGUCCAGUGCCCCUUACUCAAGCACGACUCCCGCGGUUUCCCUGUCGCCUUCACACGCGUCAAAGACGACGACGGCGAUGAAGACGACAGGGAACACGGACGCGUCGUCCGAGAAGACACUUUCUACCGGGUCCAGUUCUGGGACGACAACGACAACAACAACGACAACGACAACGACAACGAAAACAACAACGACGACAACAACAACAACGACAACGACAACGAAAACAACGACGACGACGACGACGACAACGACAACAACUGCGGUGGCGACGAUGGAGAGAUUGGAGGCGUGGAGGAACGGCGAAGACGGCGACGUUCGGACACGACGAACGUUUGGUACUUGAAGAAAGGGGAUGUGUCGAGGCGGGUGUUUGUGGCGGUAGGUUCGAAAUCUAACGCCGUAAAGAGUGUACGAUUUGCUAUCAAGAGAGUGACCCUUGGCUACAAGUUGGUUUAUUGCGUCCAAAGUCCGAAGCGGAAGGGAAGCUCCUUCCCUGCGUGCUUUGGGGUUGGGUUGAUUCGGGUUGAUCGGUACAACCAUUUGGGUAUCGGGCUGGGUGCUCGCCCGGUCCAGUUUUUCUUCAAGAAGAAGACCGAUGAUGAUGAUGAUGAUGAUGAUAUGCCACAUAUCCCAGAGAUGAGCCGCCAUCUAGUGGUCAAUAACACUAAUACUAAUAAUAUCAAUUAAUAUGUAUAAAUAAAAUUGAUAAUGGUUA
Cuscuta campestris is the source of this 975-nucleotide messenger RNA. Lineage: Eukaryota; Viridiplantae; Streptophyta; Magnoliopsida; Solanales; Convolvulaceae. The record is from the annotation of a GenBank genome assembly.